UGGCGGCCGCUGCCCGCCCCUCCCCGCCUUCCCGGCGCCGAACCAACCGCCGGGCGGCAGAUGGCGGCUGAGGGCCUCCCCGCCCCGGCCGUGUCCGCGGGGGAAGCCGCUCCCCGAGCCUCGGAGUGGGGCCAUGGAGCGUGUGUUCACGCCGCUGGAUUGCCUCCUGCCCGCCGGAAACCUGAAGUUUUGCCUUCUGAUUCUGAACCAGCCUUUCAACAAAGGUCAUUUUCAUUGUCUGUGGAGCAAAGCUGCACUCAGAGCUUGUGUUGAUGGAGGUGCUAAUCAUCUAUAUCACAUCACAGAAGGAAGCCAGGAAAGUGUGAAGAAUCUUUUAGAAUCAGAAGAAAUUAUAAUAACAUUCUCGGAAAAGGACAGCUUGCAUUUUGGGACUCUUAUAGGGGUUUCUUCAUUUGGAGCUUCUUGCCUGAUUACAUCAGUGGUGACUUUGAUUCCAUUCAGCCUGAAGUCAAGGAGUACUACAAGGCCAAGCCUUUCUUUUGCAUCAUUAGCUUGUCAAGGAUGUGAGUUAAUAGAGACCAUGGAUCAAGAUUUCACAGACUUCACCAAGUGCCUUCAGAUUCUCCAGAAAAAGAUAGAGGAAAAGAGCCUGCAGAUCAAUAUCAUUGUGACUUUGGGUGGACUUGGAGGACGCUUUGACCAAAUAAUGGCAUCAGUGGAAACACUUUUUCAUGCAACAAAUAUCACUCCUUUUCCAGUGAUAGUUAUCCAGGAGUGCUCGCUGAUUUACCUACUUCAACCUGGCAAACACAAGCUACGAGUAGACACGGGACUGGAAGGUGCCUGGUGCGGCCUCAUCCCUGUUGGGAACCCCUGUGACAGUGUCACCACCACUGGCCUCAAGUGGAACCUCACUAACCAGGUGCUGAAGUUUGGAACACUCGUCAGUACUUCCAAUACCUACGACAACUCUGGGAUUGUGACCAUUGAGACAGACAAGCCUUUGCUGUGGACGAUGGCUAUCAAAACAUAAGAUGAACUACAUCUGCCUUUUCUGAUCCAACUCACAUUUCUCCAAAAUUUCAAAUUUCUCUGAAUCAAGACAAUAAAACUGUUCCUACAGGAAUAAGCAUGCACUGAUUUUAUGUACUGAAUGGAAAACAGGCCUGAAAUAGAAGUCAUGACCAAAUCAAAAUGAUUAACAACUGAGUACUUCAUUCCAGUACCUCACUACUUGAUCAGAAGACAUUCUGCCAUCCCAUAUGACUGCAAUCAGAACCGGAUGCAAAGAACUGCUGUUUUGAUGGUUUGGAUAUUUUUACAGUGUAUUUUAUCCCAAUAUUAAACUAUUUUCCCCCCAUUACCAAAAGGAAAUACAGUAAACAAACUUCGUUAUGAAAAAGUGAUAGCAUGAAAUGUAAAUUUCAAAUGUUUCUCUUUCCCUAUUUCUAAUAGGUGCUGGUGAAGAUUACUGAAUAAGAGUGAUAGUUGAAACUUCCUACUUGUAAGGCAUGUCCACUGAAGCAGCUUUGGUUUUGCUGCAAUACCAAUAUUGGAUUUCACAAUAUUAACUGAUUUUAAAAAUCUGUAACACACAGUAGCACUGUAACUUCUACAAUUACCAAAUAUUUACAGCAAGGUUUUUGGAGUGAAAUACAUGUUUCUUGCUCUCAAUAUGAAGUGCAUUGCAUCUACCAAUUUCCGCAGGCUUAGUUUUUAAAUCAGAGUAUUCAGUCAUUUAAUAAGUGAAAUCAGUUGGUCAAUACAUGCAGAGGCCUUUACAAUUUUAUGUGUAGUUGUCUGACAGAACCAGUAUCCAAAACCAAUCAGUAAGGAUAUACAUCCUGUCCAGCAGUCUGAACAACUCUGUGGUUGAAUGUCUCAAAGACUGCUUAGUAUCUCUGAAAACUAAAUUAAACUCCAACUGCACAUCCUCGUAACCAAGUUUUGCUUCCUUAAUUCUGCCAUCAGCAUAGUGUCAGCAACGCAAGUGUGUUUUUUGAUGGAUUUUUUUCCAGUCAAGUACGUAAUACAGCCUAAUAGGAAUUCCAAAUGCAGAAAGAAUUAGGGGUAAUGAUAGUGAUUCUAGAAAGUAAUGACAACAAUUCCAGCUGAUAGACUUUUGAGUCACCACUUGAGAGGUUACAGUAAUGAUGUUUUCCACUGCCUACUUUUGCUGAACAAUAGUGUCUACUGAAAGACAAAUUAAGCAUUCAAACAGCUUCUGAAGACAAGCUGUACAAUUUCCACCCUUGGAGUUUUUCAAGACACAACAGGACAAAGCCCUGUGCAACCUCAUCAGAAUGCAGCACUGACCCAGCUUUAAGCAGGAGGUUGGACUAGGGGUGUUUCAAGGUUCCUUCCUACUUGAAUUAUUCAUUCAACUGUAACAAUAAAUGUUGUGUUGUUUUAUUUUUUU
Messenger RNA from Anas platyrhynchos (mallard), 2380 nucleotides. Lineage: Eukaryota; Metazoa; Chordata; Aves; Anseriformes; Anatidae. The record is from RefSeq and is a predicted model, not a curated record.